Molecule: messenger RNA, 351 nt
Organism: Prorocentrum cordatum
Lineage: Eukaryota; Dinophyceae; Prorocentrales; Prorocentraceae
Source: the annotation of a GenBank genome assembly
AUGAAGAAGCGGGAACACCCGCUGCUCGAGCCGGGCCUGGACAUGAAAGAGCGGUUGGCGGAGACUGUCUUGCAGCUCGAGCACGAGCGACACUGGCGGGCGCGGUACGAGACGGACCUGUCGAGCCUGCGUGCCCAGCGCGACGCCGAGGUGACUGACUUGCUGGCGAAUGUCCGGAAGCAGGGCGAGGAGCUCGCCUGGCAGCGGCAGCUCGUGCGGGGGCUCCAGGAUGUCCGCCCGGCGGUUUUCGAGAAGAGAAGCUGCAGGCUGCUCUGGAGCGCAAGAAGAAGGGCCGAGGUCAGUGGCAUCCUCACCUCGAGGUCUAAGACCACCUGGCAGCUCAUCGAAUAG